This is a messenger RNA of Oryzias melastigma (Indian medaka), 962 nucleotides long. Its product is annotated as bryoporin. The record is from RefSeq and is a predicted model, not a curated record. Bases 214 to 846 code for a protein of 210 amino acids. NCBI's taxonomy places the organism in Eukaryota, Metazoa, Chordata, Actinopteri, Beloniformes, Adrianichthyidae. Gene Ontology annotation, biological process: pore complex assembly; cytolysis in another organism; monoatomic cation transport. Gene Ontology annotation, molecular function: channel activity. The transcript has 3 exons. Gene Ontology annotation, cellular component: pore complex.
UAAAGAAAACUCUAUGAGAAAACCUCCUUUAUAACCAGGUGAACCGCUGUGGGUGUUUUUGGUUCAGAUAAAAUUGUCAUGAAGAAACACGUUAGCAGGGAUUGCAGGAUAAGCAGGUAGAACCUGCUGGAAUUAGAUUUCCUCUUCAGCACCAAGUUCUUUUUUUGUGUAGAAGUGUGCAGGAUACCCGGCACACCCACCUGAGGCUCAUGCAUGAGGUCUGACAGAAAGGGUGAGGCUUCAGACUCGUGUCCCAGCCAAUCUGUGACUUGUCCCCAGAAGACUCCCUGCCUUGUUACGAAGACUUCUACCAUGCCUGAGACUGCAGAGGCCCACUCUGUCACCCUUGCCACCAAUCGCAACUGCACCAUAGAGAUCACCAAUGUUAGCGCCGUCUUUUGCCUCGUCAACCCCAAGGUUCACAUGGAGAGCGGGUUCUCCUUCAGCCCUCCACAGCCCACCGUUCGCACCACCAAGACCGAAGUCUGCUCUUUCAUUAAAGAUGACAACACGGCCACGGGCGCCGUGGGCGUGUUGACCUACGAGAUGUUCCACAUGAGGGAGCAGAGCUGCAGCGAGCUGAUCGCCAUCAUGUUCUCGGUGCCGUUUGAUUACACGUUCUACAAGAACUGGCUGGGUGUGGGGAUCUUUGACAAGGCACGAGGUUGUGAUGACAAGUUGUUUGAUCACAUGUAUAACAGCAAAGAUUUCACUAGCUUUGUGCGCCAAGAGGCCAGUGGGUCAGGGGUGUUGUACCAAGGGAAAGAGGUGGACGUGAGGGCCUGCAUGUCAAAUGAGGGCAAGGCCAUCAUCAAGCUGGAGCUCUAUGAUAAGAUGGGCCGAUGAGCUGUCACUAACACUAACAGAAUCCAGCCUUCAGAAUUAAAAGAUGUUCCAUCUGCCGAUGAAGACAUGAAUGAAUGCCGUUCUCAUCACUAAGAAUAAACAAAUAUAAAAUAAAA